Molecule: messenger RNA, 2988 nt
Organism: Penicillium daleae
Lineage: Eukaryota; Fungi; Ascomycota; Eurotiomycetes; Eurotiales; Aspergillaceae
Product: putative AP-3 complex subunit delta
Exons: 5
Biological process (GO): protein targeting to vacuole; Golgi to vacuole transport
Cellular component (GO): AP-3 adaptor complex; endosome membrane; membrane coat
Source: RefSeq, a predicted model, not a curated record
UUCGAAAAAUCCCUCUAUGACCUGAUCAAAGGCCUCCGAAACCACAAAGAUGGAGAGGAUGAAUAUGUCCAAAGCUGCCUUCGCGAGUGUAAAGCGGAGAUCAAAUCCCAGGACAUGGACAAAAAGGCAACUGCACUCCUAAAGCUGAUUUACCUGGAAAUGUUCGGCUACGAUAUGUCAUGGGCCUCCUUCCACGUCCUGGAAGUAAUGUCCUCCUCGAAAUACCUUCAAAAACGAGUGGGAUAUUUAGGGGCGGUACAGAGCUUCCGCCCCGAUACGGAAGUGCUGAUGUUGGCAACAAAUAUGUUGAAGAAGGAUAUCGUGUCUCCCAACAUCCCCGCUUUAUCACUACCGCUGGCCUCCUUACCACAUAUUAUCACUCCAUCACUGGCCAUGUCAUUACUGCCUGAUAUUCUCUCUCGACUUUCACAUUCAAGUCCGGUCGUCCGGAAGAAAUCGAUCGUGUGCCUCUACCGCUUUGCGCUGGUAUACCCUGAAGCCCUGAAGCUAGGAUGGCCCAAGAUCCAAGAUCGGUUGAUGGAUGACCAAGAAGAUAGCAGUGUGACAACGGCUGCUAUUAAUGUUGUUUGUGAAUUAGGUUGGCGACGACCUCAUGAUUUCCUUCCACUUGCACCGAGGUUCUUCGAGCUGCUCGUCGACAGCGGCAAUAAUUGGAUGGCUAUUAAAAUCAUCAAGCUAUUCGCGACUUUGACACCUAUAGAGCCACGGUUGACCCGCAAGCUGCUGCGCCCGUUGGUCAACAUUAUUCAAACCACAUCGGCAAUGUCCCUGCUCUACGAGUGUAUCAACGGGAUAAUUCAAGGUGGGAUCCUAGAUGGCGAGGAAAAUCUUCAAGAAAGAGAUGACGUUGCAACUCUUUGCGUUGGGAAGCUCAGAGGGAUGAUCGUCAUCGACUCUGAUCCUAAUUUGAAAUAUGUCGCUCUUCUAGCAUUGAACCGUAUUGUUGCCACACACCCUACGUUGGUGUCUAUGCAGCAGGAUGUGAUUAUGGACUGCUUGGAUGACCCAGACAUUUCUAUUCGGCUACAGGCACUGGAGCUCGCCGUUGGGAUGGUAACGAGUGAAAACCUGCAAGCGGUGGUAGAGCGCCUACUAGAUCAGCUUCGACUGGCUACGCUUUCCUCCCAAGGUAAUGGACAUGAGCUGGAGGCAGUCCCAUCCGUCCACCCGGAAUUUGAUGAUCCGGAAGGGUCGAAGACUUCAGACGUCAGUAUCAACACUGCGGUCACCUUGCCAAACGACUACCGAAGUGAAGUCGUUCAUCGCAUCUUAGAUAUUUGCUCCCAAAACAAUUAUUCGGAGGUUGUGGAUUUUGAGUGGUACGUCAAUAUUCUGGUUCAACUCAUUCGUCUCCUACCACCAUCAGAGGUGGAUGAUUCUUGGAACUCGGCCUCUCCAAACCAGGAGGCUGCCGCGCCCUCGAAAGUGAGCACUGCUUUCCGGAUUGGAUCUGAAAUACGCAACAUUGCCGUUCGUGUGAGAGGGGUACGGGUAGAGGCGACGAGAGCCGCCGAGUCGCUUCUACUAAUCGACAAUCGAUCAACUUUCUUCCCGGCUGGGUCGAUUGUCGGUAAUGACGUUCUAGGCCCCAUAUCCUGGAUUGUGGGUGAAUAUGCAAACGAUCUUUCCUCGCCUAGUCGGACUCUUCAAUCCUUGAUCGACCUCUCCAACGUCACCCUGCCCGCGAGAACACUUCAGUUAUUCUUGCAGGCCAUCCCAAAGGUCUUUGUACGAGUGAAUUGCGAUGCGGUAUCGAGCGAUCUGUGGAAGACUGAGACAUCUCUCCUUUUGGCAAGAGUCGUGGAGUUUCUCGAAGCAUUGUCAGCUCAUCCCGACUUGGACGUACAGGAGCGGGUUAUCGAGUUUCUGGAGAUUCUCCGGUUGAGUACCGAAGCACUGCGUCCUGAUGUCCAGGAAAUGCCUGUCCUUCUCGCCUCCGUCCUUCCCAGUCUCUUCAUGGGUCUGGAACUUAAUCCAGUCGCAUUCAGUGCCCAAAAGAAGGUGGUCUUGCCUCCAACUUUGCAUCUGGAGGAAGCUUUCAAUGAUGAUCUACAGACUCUGUUUCAACGAUUGGACAACUCUCAGUUUGACGCAAGUCAGCGCGGCGGUUUGCAAGAUUUCUACUAUGUCCCUGACCUCGCUAUUCCACCUACUAAAACAAGUCUUGGUAUUACGUCUAUCGAGAUUCAUCCCGACAGUUCAUACCAGAAUGUCAUUCAAGGCCUGACAGAGUCCCCCGGUGCAACGGAGAGGCGAAAAACUGAGCGCAGAGAACGCUACAAAGACGAUCCGUUCUAUAUUGCCUCCCUGGACAGUCGUUCGGGCACAUCAACGCCUCCAUUUGCCAACAAUUCGGGCGCUGACCCGCUAGACAUUGAUUCCAUUCCCAUUGUUGACUUGAAAUUAGAUUCCAGUCUACCAAAUCGUAUGGAUCGGGAUGUUUCUAGAGUUCGCCAGGGACGACAUAGAAAAAUGGAAGUCGCAGCUGACGAGACUUUCGGAACUGAGGAAGCCCCAUCCAGCAAUUCACUGGUUGGCUCGGCCGGUGGUUCAUCCAGCGCGAAGCGCUCACUACUACAGGUGGAUUCGAGUGGCCUGGGGCAUCUUUCACUAGCAAGCAACGACGGGCCUGAAGCCAUCUUGGCGGAGGAUGACGGCGACGUUGAGAUGAAGAAGGCAAUGCGAAAUGUGGAGCAGAUGCGUUUGCGCAUGCAGCGGGCCUCGGAACGCAUUCAAUUGGAAGGGAUUCCGACCGAAGGAACUCUCGUCAAGAAGAAGAAAAGCAGAAAGAAGGUCACAUCCUCGUCAACCCCAGAGGUUAACAUUGAUGACGGCUCCUCCCAACCAGCAGAGUUGAAGAAGAAACGGAAGGAAAGGAAAGAGAAGUCAGCCAAAGCAAAGAAAGGGCUGCAAACAGAAACAGACAUAGGAGAACCUGCGAGGGGACCGUCGGAAGCUCAUGCUUAG